Molecule: messenger RNA, 825 nt
Organism: Salvia miltiorrhiza (redroot sage)
Lineage: Eukaryota; Viridiplantae; Streptophyta; Magnoliopsida; Lamiales; Lamiaceae
Exons: 2
Coding region: 1-825 (274 amino acids)
Molecular function (GO): nucleic acid binding; zinc ion binding
Source: RefSeq, a predicted model, not a curated record
AUGGGCGACCCAGCCGAAGCUGAGGCUUGGGUACGCGCAUUGGAGCGCAUCUUCACUUUUCUUCGCUGCACGGAAGAGGAACGACUCUCGUGCGUGUCUUUCCAGCUAACGGGAGCGGCUGACUUUUGGUGGGAAGCCUGCCGAAAGACACUGACUCCCGAGCAAUGGGCAGCCUACACAUGGGAAAGCUUUAAGACUGGGUUAUACGAUAAGUAUAUUCCCAAAAGCUACAGGAAGAAGAAAGAGACUGAGUUCUACAACCUGAGGCAAGGGAAGAGGACAGUGACGGAAUACGAUAGGGAAUUCUGUGAUCUAUCACGUUAUGCUCCACAGCAGAACUUCAAGGGGAAGCGCAACUGGAACAAUCAAGGAGGGAGUGAGAACCCAACUAAUAAGAAGCCAUGGCAAGGAGGUGCGCCGUCCUGGCAAGGAGGUGCGCCGUCAUGGCAAGGGAGUGCGCCGUUUGGACAGUUUCAGCCACAAGGACAAGGGAAGCAAAAGGGUCCUGCCCCGACCGGAGGCAACCAAAGACAGAAUGAAGUACCCCCUUCUCCAAAAUGCAACAAACCACAUCGUGGUGUUUGUAGGGCUGGAACUGACGAUUGCUACACAUGUGGCCAGAAGGGUCACUACUCCUCUCAGUGCCCCAACAGACAGCAGGGCGCUGCAAUUAGGGCCACUUAUGCCCAACCCCUCCGAGCAGUUCCAGGGCAACAGCAGCCCCGCCAACAACAGCCACACCAGCACCAACAGCGCCGGCAGCAACAGAAACAACUGCAACAACCGCCGCAGCAGGCAAGAGCCUUUGCUAUCACCCAAAACUAG